AUGGCGAUUAAGCCCCUGCCAUCUGCUCCAGUAGUACCAGCAGAUGCAUACGAUGACGAAGAAGAGAAGCAAGUUGAUAUGGCUAUUAGGGCAUCUCUGAAUGCAACAAACUUGCCUAGCACAUCUUCUAGUUUGAGCAUGAACCUUAGCUAUGCAUGCAAUGUUCAUGAAGAAGAGCGCCAGAUUGAUAUGGCAAUUCGGGUCUCUCUACAAGCACCAAACUUUCCUAGGGCAUCUUCGAGACCGAGAAUGAACCCUAGCUAUGGUCAAGAAUGGUCAUCAUAUCGGUUUGAUAGUGGUAGUGGCUCUACUUCUUCCCACUCCCAGCAGCCACAAAUGCCAUCUGCUCAACAAAUUCCAAAUCAUUCCAGGCGUGAAUCAGUAGAAUGUGGGGUAUGUUAUGAAGUUUCAAUGCCAGCAAUAUGUGACCCUUGUGGGCAUGUAUAUUGCUACGAGUGUUUGUUACAGAUUCAGCGCAUUACUAAUAGGUGCCCUCGCUGUCGUAGAGUAAUCGACAAAGUGAUGAGGAUUUAUAUAUAA
Argentina anserina (silverweed cinquefoil) is the source of this 540-nucleotide messenger RNA. RefSeq lists its product as uncharacterized. The record is from RefSeq and is a predicted model, not a curated record. Bases 1 to 540 code for a protein of 179 amino acids. Lineage: Eukaryota; Viridiplantae; Streptophyta; Magnoliopsida; Rosales; Rosaceae. The transcript has 2 exons.